AUGGGGACGAUGGGUCCAGUGCUCUGGAUCCUAUCAGCAGCUACUCUUACUUAUUCCUAUGAAGCACAUACUCGAGUAUUCAACCCUGCACAUAAUGAACAAGUCUGCAGUACGUGGGGUAACUUCCAUUACAAGACAUUUGAUGGAGACAUCUUCCAGUUCCCAGGAACGUGUAACUAUGUCUUUGCCUCCCACUGUAAAAGCAACUAUGAAGAUUUUAAUAUCCAGAUACGACGUUCAGUUGGUUCAGGGAAGACAACCCUGUCCUAUGUAGUGAUGAAGGUCGAGGGUCUGGUGAUUGAGAUGAAAAAAGGAGAGGUUAAGGUUGAAGGUAAAAGAGUUACUCUGCCGUACAGCCAGUUUGGGGUACAAAUACAAACCAGCAGCAUUUAUGUGAAAGUUUCUGCCAAGCUCGGACUGGUCCUUAUGUGGAAUGAGGACGAUGCUCUUAUGCUGAAACUACAGUCCAAAUACAUUAACAGUACAUGUGGGCUGUGCGGAAACAUGAAUGGAGUGAAGCAAGAUGAGUUCAAAGCUAAUGAUAUCCCACUGACCCCUCUGCAAUUUGGAAACCUGCAAAAGUUGGAUGGACCAACGGAACAAUGUGAAGAUCCUGUGCCAUCUGUCCCCAGUAACUGUAGUGACCUGAAGGAGACGUGCUUACGGAUGCUCUCCACUUCAGCCUUCAGAGACUGUGACCUCCGUCUCCCUAUAGCACCAUAUGUGCAGUCUUGCAUGUUGGAUCUUUGCAGCUGCCAGUCUUCUUCCGAUGUUUCCUGUUUCUGUGACACUCUGGCCGAGUACUCCCGUCAAUGCGCUCAUGCUGGUGGCAGGCCCAGUGAUUGGAGAACACAUAAGAUUUGUGAGAGAAGCUGUCCAAUGAAUAUGAAAUAUGAAGAAUGUGGUUCACCCUGCGUGGAUACCUGCUCCAAUUCAGAAAGGGCGCUGGUUUGUGAAGAACAUUGUAUAGAUGGCUGCUUCUGUCCUCCAGGAACUGUGUUGGAUGAUGUUGACAACAGGGGCUGUGUCCCUCAAAGUCAAUGCUCCUGCACCUUUAAUAAUAAAAAGUAUGCCCCAGGAGAAUCCUACAGUAGCAACUGCCGCAACUGCACCUGCACAGGAGGCCAAUGGAGUUGCCAUUCUCUGCCCUGUCCUGGGCGCUGUUCUCUAGAAGGAGGUUCUCACAUUAACACUUUUGAUGGAGGACACUACACUUUCCAUGGGGACUGUAGCUACAUAUUCACUAAGGACUGCGGCAAGAACAGGUUCACUAUUCUGGCUGAGCUGCGGAGAUGUGGGGUCACUGAUACGGAGACCUGUCUGAAGAGCAUUACUUUAUCACUAGACAAAGGGGCAACUGUUAUCAUGGUGAAAUCUUCUGGUACAAUCCUCCUUAAUGGCAUCUAUGCUCAGAUACCUCUAGCCACAGAAAGCAUUGUUGUGUUCCAGCCAUCCUCUUUCUACGUGAUCAUUCAGAGUUUUAGUGGGCUGCAGAUUCAGGUUCAGCUUAGCCCGGUCAUGCAGAUAUUUGUGACCCUGGAUCCCGAGUACCAGGGAGAAACUUGCGGUCUCUGUGGAGAUUUUAACAACAUCCGUACAGAUGAUUACCAAUCUCUGAGUGGUGCUUUAGAGGGGACAGCUGCUGCAUUUGCCAACACCUGGAAGAGUCAAGCAGAUUGCCAUGAUGUGAAGGACAGCUAUGAAAACCCAUGCAUGCUCAGUGUGGAAAAUGAGAGAUAUGCCCAGCACUGGUGUUCUCUGCUCUCGGACACCAAAGGACCUUUUGCUCCCUGCCAUGAUGUAGUGCAUCCAAUGAUCUACCAAAAGAACUGUAUAUAUGACAGUUGCAACUACGAGAAGAGUGAAGACAGUGUGUGCGCUGCGUUUUCUUCCUACGCACGCAUGUGUGCUGCUCAGGGUGUCACUCUACAUGGGUGGAGAGGUACCAUUUGUGACAAAUAUACCAAGAACUGUCCCAGGAAUAUGUCCUAUCAAUACACCAUAAAUACUUGUCAGCAAACCUGUCGCUCUUUGAGUGAACCAGAUCCAAGCUGCAGUGUGCGAUUCUCACCUCUGGAUGGUUGUGGGUGCAGCAAAGGAACCUUCCUCGAUGAAAGUGGAUCCUGUGUUCCAGCCAAGAAAUGCCCCUGUUACUACAAGGGAUCAGCAAUGCCUGCAGGAGAAGUCAUCUAUGAUAACGGAGCCAUGUGUACGUGUCAAAGUGGAAGACUACACUGUGUUGGAAAAACACCAAGUUUUGCAGAGUGCCCAAAUAACAUGGUAUAUUUUGAUUGCGCUAAUGCUUCUAUGGGAGCUAAAGGAGCUGAAUGCCAGAAGACAUGCCAGACACUGGAUAUGGAGUGUUUCAGCAUUCAGUGUGCCUCGGGCUGUGUCUGCCCUGCUGGGCUUGUGCUCAAUAACAAUGGCAGCUGUGUGUCAGAGGAGCAGUGUCCUUGCGUACACAAUGGACAAAUUUACCACAGUGGGGAGAGUAUCCAACAGGACUGUAACACGUGUAUCUGUAAAGAGCGUAAGUGGCAGUGUACAAAGAAGGAAUGCCACAGGACCUGUGCGGUGUAUGGAGAGGGGCACUAUAUUACUUUUGAUGGAAAACGUUUUGACUUCAGUGGUAACUGCGAAUAUACAUUAGCUCAGGAUUAUUGUGCAUCCAGCUCGGGGAAUGGAUCAUUUCGAGUGAUCACUGAGAAUAUCCCAUGUGGGACAACUGGGGCAACUUGUUCAAAGGCUAUCAAACUAUUUUUGGGGAACUUUGAACUGAAGCUGAGUGAAGGAGCAUUUGAAGUUGUGGAGAGAGAAAUAGGAGGCGAUGUUCCUUACCAGGUCAGGCAGAUGGGUGUCUACCUUGUAAUCGAGGCCAAGAAUGGACUGAUCCUCAUGUGGGACAAAAAAACAAGCAUCUUAAUUAAACUGAGCCCAGACUUUAAGGGAAACGUAUGUGGUCUCUGUGGCAAUUAUGAUGGCAGUGUCUCCAAUGAUUUCACCACAAGAAGUUUAUCGGUUGUCGUCAACGUACAAGAAUUUGGUAACAGCUGGAAAGCCUCUCCCUCCUGUCCUGAUGCGCAGCCCCUUAGAGAUCCUUGUCUUUCAAACCCAUACCGUCAGACCUGGUCCCAGAAACACUGCAGCAUUGUCAUGGGUGCCGCCUUCUCCAAAUGCCAUGCAAAGGUUGACCCCACCCCUUUCCAUGAAGCAUGUGUCCGGGACACUUGCGCUUGUGAUUCGGGAGGAGAUUGUGAGUGUUACUGUACGGCUGUGGCCGCUUAUGCUGCAGCCUGUAAUGAAGCUGGAAUCUGUGUAUCAUGGAGAAGCCCUGACAUUUGCCCACUUUUCUGUGAUUACUACAAUCCGGAAGGAGAAUGUGAGUGGCACUAUAAGCCAUGUGGAGCUCCAUGUAUGAAGACUUGCAGAAAUCCUAGUGGAAAGUGCAUGAAUGAGCUGCCAGGAUUGGAAGGAUGUUAUCCCAAAUGCCCCAAGGAUCGACCUUUCUUUGAUGAAGAUAUCAUGAAGUGUGUGGCCCAAGCAAACUGUGGAUGUUAUGAUGAUGAUGGCAAACGCUACACUGUUGGGGAUAUGGUGCCAUCCUUCAAAAACUGCGAAUCCUGUAUAUGCACCAAAAAGGGUCGUCGUUGCCAGUUGGAUCUGCGAGCUUGCUACUGCUAUUAUGGGAACAUGAAGUAUAACUACGGAGAAGUCAUCUAUAACACCACAGAUGGAAUUGGAGGAUGUAUAACAGCCAAGUGUUCAUCUAAUGGAACUAUUGAGAGAAAGGUCUAUCCAUGCACAGCAACUACUGAGGCGCCAACCACAACUUUGUAUUUCGACACGACAACUUCACCUGCCAUGAACCUGACCACUUCAGGGCCAGCAUCACCAACGUCUGUGUCGUGUCUGGAAGAAGUCUGCAAGUGGUCCAUGUGGUAUGAUGUGACCUGUCCCAAGUAUGGAGAAAAUGAAGGGGAUUUUGAAACAUUUGAGAAGAUCAGAGAUAGCGGUCACUCUGUUUGUAAAGUCCCAUCUAAGGUGGAGUGUCGAGCACAGAAAUUCCCCAAAAUACCUGUUAAAGACUUAGGUCAGAUCAUUCAGUGCAAUACUUCAGUUGGUCUUGUGUGUUACAAUCGAGACCAAUUUUCUCAGCUCUGUUUCAACUAUGAGAUUCGAAUCCUAUGUUGUAGCUAUGUUCCUUGUGGAAAUUCUACUAAACCUCCAAGUUCAACAGCUCAAACCUCUCCAAAAGUCACCUCUUUAACAACUAAAUCUCCUAAAUCCCCAACAAUCUCAACCCUGCUGCCUGUUGAUAUUUCCACCUUAAAAACCUUACAGACAAGUUCUACCAUAACUAGAAAAACACCUAGAACAACAGCUGAAAGUUCAGUCACAGAACAUGUACAGCCAUCUUCACCCUUACCUACCCUUGAGUCUCAUUCCACUGCACACAGUACACCAUGCAAACUUCAGAAAUGCACCUGGACCCAAUGGUAUGAUGUACACUUUCCUACCAUUGUAACCUCUGAUGGAGACUUUGAGACACUAGAAAAUAUUGCGGCUGCUGGAAAUGAUAUAUGUAAAAAGCCAGACAAUAUUGAGUGCAGAGCUGAGCGUUUCCCAAAUACAAACAUAGCGGAUAUUGGGCAGGUUGUUACAUGCAAUGCUUCCUAUGGUCUCAUCUGCCAGAACAAAGAUCAGGACUGGAAUUUCCCCCUUUGUUACAAUUAUCAAGUAAGAGUACUAUGCUGCUCCAUGGAAGACUGUGAAAAAUCUACUGUUCCCCCUUAUACAAUAGACACUAUCCAUACAACCACUAUGGUUCCUGAAGAAACAAAAACUUCAAUCACAAUUACUGAAAGAACAGUCACAUCUGGUGUUAUAACAGAAAGGAAAAGUACUACAUCAAAAGUUCCUGAGGAAGGUCAUACAAGUGUCGUUGCUGGAACACAGUUCAAAACUGCUUCCUCUGCAUCAGGAUCCACCUCUGCUGACACACCCUGUGAACCUGUUUGUCAGUGGUCACAGUGGUUUGAUGUAAGUUUCCCAGAUGAAGAGACCAAUGGAGACUUUGAAACCUUUGAGGAGAUCAAAAAAUCUGGAUUCAUGAUUUGUAAUGAGCCAUCAGAUAUCCAAUGCAGAUCAGCAGACCUUCCAGACAUUUCUUUAGAUGAACUUCAACAAAAUGUGGAGUGCAAUGCCAGUGUAGGUCUAAUCUGCAUGAAUGAGGAACAGAACGGCCCGUUUCCGUAUUGUUACAAUUAUGAGAUCCGUGUCCUCUGUUGCACUGGGUGUACCUCCACAAAAAUACCAACAACACCUUUGUAUCCAACUAGUACAAUUUCUGUGUCACCAGGAACAUCAACACCUGAAAAUACAAGUUUUCAUAAUAAGACAACUAGACCAACUCUAGGCACUGCUUCUUCUAAGACUACAGCUGCAAAAAGCACAAAAGUAACUUCAACCAUGCAAACCACAAUAUCUGAACAUGGAGUCACCUCGUCUCAAAAACCAGUAUCACUAAAACCAACUAAAGCAACCACAGCAUCUGGUGAAGUGACAACUACCAAAGUGCAAACUACUGCUUCUGGUGAAGUGACAUCUGCUUUUAGAACCUCUAAGCCAACAACUUCCAGAGUGACUGCAGCUUUUGGUAAAUCAACCACUGCUUCUUCCAGUGAAGAACUGCACUCCUACACACCGUUAUCAUCAAAAACUACAAAGGUACAUACUGCAGCAAAUGAAUUUACAACUACCGGGGCAAUAACCCAAGGUAAAAUUAGUACCAUUAAACAAACAUCUGCUAAAUUCACCUCUGAAAAGUCAACCACUAAACAUUCAAAUGAAAACACCCCUAGCAGCUCAAGUUCUAUGGAAGAAUCUCAUGAAUCCAAUGAAGAAACAUCAACUAGAGCAAGUAAGACAACUAGACCAACUCUAGGCACUGCUUCCUCUAAGACUACAGCUGCAAAAAGCACAAAAGUAACUUCAACGAUGCAAACCACAAGGUCUGAACAUGGAGACACUUCGUCUCAAAAACCAGUAUCGCUAAAACCAACUAAAGCAGCCACAGCAUCUGGUGAAGUGACAACUACCAAAGUGCAAACUACUGCUUCUGGUGAAGCGACAUCUGCUUUUAGAACCUCUAAGCCAACAACUUCCAGAGCGACUGCAACUUUUGGUAAAUCAACCACUGCUUCUUCCAGUGAAGAACUGCACUCCUACACACCGUUAUCAUCAAAAACGACAAAGGUGCAUACUGCAGAAAAUGAAUUGACAUCCACCAGGGCAACAACCCAUGGUAAAAUGAGUACCAUUAAACAAACAUCUGCUAAAUUCACCUCUGAAAAGUCAACCGCUAAACAUUCAAAUGAAAACACACCAAGCAGCUCCAGUUCUAUGGAAGAAUCUCAUGAAUCCAAUGAAGAAACUUCAACUAGAGCAAGUAAGACAACUAGACCAACUCUAGGCACUGCUUCUUCUAAGACUACAGCUGCAAAAAGCACAAAAGUAUCUUCAACCAUGCAAACCACAAGGUCUGAACAUGGAGAAACUUCGUCUCAAAAACCAGUAUCACUAAAACCAACUAAAGCAGCCACAGCAUCUGGUGAAGUGACAACUACCAAAGUGCCUUCUACUGCUUCUGGUGAAGUCACAUCUGCUUUUAGAACCUCUAAGCCAACAACUUCCAGAGUGACUGCAGCUUUUGGUAAAUCAACCACUGCUUCUUCCAGUGAAGAACUACACUCCUACACACCGUUAUCAUCAAAAACAACAAAGGUGCAUACUGCAGAAAAUGAAUUGACAUCCACCAGGUCAACAACCCAUGGUAAAUUAAGUACCAUUAAACAAACAUCUGUUAAAUUCAUCUCUGAAAAGUCAACCACUAAACAUUCAAAUGAAAACACCCCUAGCAGCUCAAGUUCUAUGGAAGAAUCUCAUGAAUCCAAUGAAGAAACAUCAACUAGAGCAAGUAAGACAACUAGACCAACUCUAGGCACUGCUUCCUCUAAGACUACAGCUGCAAAAAGCACAAAAGUAACUUCAACCAUGCAAACCACAAGGUCUGAACAUGGAGACGCUUCGUCUCAAAAACCAGUAUCACAAAAACCAACUAAAGCAGACACAGCAUCUGGUGAAGUGACAACUACCAAAGUGCAAACUACUGCUUCUGGUGAAGCGACAUCUGCUUUUAGAACCUCUAAGCCAACAACUUCCAGAGCGACUGCAACUUUUGGUAAAUCAACCACUGCUUCUUCCAGUGAAGAACUGCACUCCUACACACCGUUAUCAUCAAAAACGACAAAGGUGCAUACUGCAGAAAAUGAAUUGACAUCCACCAGGGCAACAACCCAUGGUAAAAUGAGUACCAUUAAACAAACAUCUGCUAAAUUCACCUCUGAAAAGUCAACCGCUAAACAUUCAAAUGAAAACACACCAAGCAGCUCCAGUUCUAUGGAAGAAUCUCAUGAAUCCAAUGAAGAAACUUCAACAAGAGCAAGUAAGACAACUAGACCAACUCUAGGCACUGCUUCUUCUAAGACUACAGCUGCAAAAAGCACAAAAGUAACUUCAACGAUGCAAACCACAAGGUCUGAACAUGGAGACACUUCGUCUCAAAAACCAGUAUCACUAAAACCAACUAAAGCAGCCACAGCAUCUGGUGAAGUGACAACUACCAAAGUGCAAACUACUGCUUCUGGUGAAGCGACAUCUGCUUUUAGAACCUCUAAGCCAACAACUUCCAGAGCGACUGCAACUUUUGGUAAAUCAACCACUGCUUCUUCCAGUGAAGAACUGCACUCCUACACACCGUUAUCAUCAAAAACGACAAAGGUACAUACUGCAGAAAAUGAAUUGACAUCCACCAGGGCAACAACCCAUGGUAAAAUGAGUACCAUUAAACAAACAUCUGCUAAAUUCACAUCUGAAAAGUCAACCGCUAAACAUUCAAAUGAAAACACACCAAGCAGCUCCAGUUCUAUGGAAGAAUCUCAUGAAUCCAAUGAAGAAACCUCAACUAGAGCAAGUAAGACAACUAGACCAACUCUAGCCACUGCUUCUUCUAAGACUACAGCUGCAAAAAGCACAAAAGUAACUUCAACCAUGCAAACCACAAGGUCUGAACAUGAAGACACCUCGUCUAAAAAACCAGUAUCACUAAAACCAACUAAAGCAGCCACAGCAUCUGGUGAAGUGACAACUACCAAAGUGCAAACUACUGCUUCUGGUGAAGUGACAUCUGCUUUUAGAACCUCUAAGCCAACAACUUCCAGAGUGACUGCAGCUUUUGGUAAAUCAACCACUGCUUCUUCCAGUGAAGAACUACACUCCUACACACCGUUAUCAUCAAAAACGACAAAGGUACAUACUGCGGAAAAUGAAUUUACAUCUACCGGGGCAACAACCCAUGGUAAAUUAAGUACCAUUAAACAAACAUCUGUUAAAUUCAUCUCUGAAAAGUCAACCACUAAACAUUCAAAUGAAAACACCCCUAGCAGCUCAAGUUCUAUGGAAGAAUCUCAUGAAUCCAAUGAAGAAACAUCAACUAGAGCAAGUAAGACAACUAGACCAGCUCUAGGCACUGCUUCAUCUAAGACUACAGCUGCAAAAAGCACAAAAGUAACUUCAACCAUGCAAACCACAAGGGCUGAACAUGAAGACACUUCGUCUCAAAAACCAGUAUCACAAAAACCAACUAAAGCAGCCACAGCAUCUGGUGAAGUGACAACUACCAAAGUGAAAACUACUGCUUCCGGUGAAGCGACAUCUGCUUUUAGAACCUCUAAGCCAACAACUUCCAGAGUGACUGCAGCUUUUGGUAAAUCAACCACUGCUUCUUCCAGUGAAGAACUGCACUCCUACACACCGUUAUCAUCAAAAACGACAAAGGUGCAUACUGCAGAAAAUGAAUUGACAUCCACCAGGGCAACAACCCAUGGUAAAAUGAGCACCAUUAAACAAACAUCUGUUAAAUUCAUCUCUGAAAAGUCAACCACUAAACAUUCAAAUGAAAACACCCCUAGCAGCUCAAGUUCUAUGGAAGAAUCUCAUGAAUCCAAUGAAGAAACAUCAACUAGAGCAAGUAAGACAACUAGACCAGCUCUAGGCACUGCUUCUUCUAAGACUACAGCUGCAAAAAGCACAAAAGUAACUUCAACGAUGCAAACCACAAGGUCUGAACAUGGAGACACUUCGUCUCAAAAACCAGUAUCACUAAAACCAACUAAAGCAGCCACAGCAUCUGGUGAAGUGACAACUACCAAAGUGCAAACUACUGCUUCUGGUGAAGCGACAUCUGCUUUUAGAACCUCUAAGCCAACAACUUCCAGAGCGACUGCAACUUUUGGUAAAUCAACCACUGCUUCUUCCAGUGAAGAACUGCACUCCUACACACCGUUAUCAUCAAAAACGACAAAGGUACAUACUGCAGAAAAUGAAUUGACAUCCACCAGGGCAACAACCCAUGGUAAAAUGAGUACCAUUAAACAAACAUCUGCUAAAUUCACAUCUGAAAAGUCAACCGCUAAACAUUCAAAUGAAAACACACCAAGCAGCUCCAGUUCUAUGGAAGAAUCUCAUGAAUCCAAUGAAGAAACCUCAACUAGAGCAAGUAAGACAACUAGACCAACUCUAGCCACUGCUUCUUCUAAGACUACAGCUGCAAAAAGCACAAAAGUAACUUCAACCAUGCAAACCACAAGGUCUGAACAUGAAGACACCUCGUCUAAAAAACCAGUAUCACUAAAACCAACUAAAGCAGCCACAGCAUCUGGUGAAGUGACAACUACCAAAGUGCAAACUACUGCUUCUGGUGAAGUGACAUCUGCUUUUAGAACCUCUAAGCCAACAACUUCCAGAGUGACUGCAGCUUUUGGUAAAUCAACCACUGCUUCUUCCAGUGAAGAACUACACUCCUACACACCGUUAUCAUCAAAAACGACAAAGGUGCAUACUGCGGAAAAUGAAUUUACAUCUACCGGGGCAACAACCCAUGGUAAAUUAAGUACCAUUAAACAAACAUCUGUUAAAUUCAUCUCUGAAAAGUCAACCACUAAACAUUCAAAUGAAAACACCCCUAGCAGCUCAAGUUCUAUGGAAGAAUCUCAUGAAUCCAAUGAAGAAACAUCAACUAGAGCAAGUAAGACAACUAGACCAACUCUAGGCACUGCUUCAUCUAAGACUACAGCUGCAAAAAGCACAAAAGUAACUUCAACCAUGCAAACCACAAGGGCUGAACAUGAAGACACUUCGUCUCAAAAACCAGUAUCACAAAAACCAACUAAAGCAGCCACAGCAUCUGGUGAAGUGACAACUACCAAAGUGAAAACUACUGCUUCCGGUGAAGCGACAUCUGCUUUUAGAACCUCUAAGCCAACAACUUCCAGAGUGACUGCAGCUUUUGGUAAAUCAACCACUGCUUCUUCCAGUGAAGAACUGCACUCCUACACUCCGUUAUCAUCAAAAACGACAAAGGUGCAUACUGCAGAAAAUGAAUUGACAUCCACCAGGGCAACAACCCAUGGUAAAAUGAGCACCAUUAAACAAACAUCUGUUAAAUUCAUCUCUGAAAAGUCAACCACUAAACAUUCAAAUGAAAACACCCCUAGCAGCUCAAGUUCUAUGGAAGAAUCUCAUGAAUCCAAUGAAGAAACAUCAACUAGAGCAAGUAAGACAACUAGACCAGCUCUAGGCACUACUUCUUCUAAGACUACAGCUCCAAAAAGCACAAAAGUAACUUCAACCAUGCAAACUACAAGGGCUGAACAUGAAGACACCUCAUCUCAAAAACCAGUAUCACAAAAACCAACUAAAGCAGCCACAGCAUCUGGUGAAGUGACAACUACCAAAGUGCAAACUACUGCUUCUGGUGAAGUGACAUCUGCUUUUAGAACCUCUAAGCCAACAACUUCCAGAGUGACUGCAGCUUUUGGUAAAUCAACCACUGCUCCUUCCAGUGAAGAACUACAUUCCUACACACCGUUAUCAUCAAAAACUACAAAGGUACAUACUGCAGAAAAUGAGUUUACAUCUACCGGGGCAACAACCCAUGGUAAAAUGAGUACCAUUAAACAAACAUCUGCUAAAUUCACCUCUGAAAAGUCAACCACUAAACAUUCAAAUGAAAACACCCCUAGCAGCUCAAGUUCUAUGGAAGAAUCUCACGAAUCCAAUGAAGAAACAUCAACUAGAGCAAGUAAGACAACUAGACCAACUCUAGGCACUGCUUCCUCUAAGACUACAGUUGCAAAAAGCACAAAAGUAACUUCAACCAUGCAAACCACAAGGUCUGAACAUGGAGACACUUCGUCUCAAAAAGCAGUAUCACUAAAACCAACUAAAGCAGCCACAGCAUCUGGUGAAGUGACAACUACCAAAGUGCAAACUACUGCUUCUGGUGAAGCGACAUCUGCUUUUAGAACCUCUAAGCCAACAACUUCCAGAGUGACUGCAGCUUUUGGUAAAUCAACCACUGCUUCUUCCAGUGAAGAACUACACUCCUACACACCGUUAUCAUCAAAAACUACAAAGGUACAUACUGCAGCAAAUGAAUUUACAUCUACCGGGGCAACAACCCAUGGUAAAAUGAGUACCAUUAAACAAACAUCUGCUAAAUUCACCUCUGAAAAGUCAACCACUAAACAUUCAAAUGAAAACACCCCUAGCAGCUCAAGUUCUAUGGAAGAAUCUCACGAAUCCAAUGAAGAAACAUCAACUAGAGCAAGUAAGACAACUAGACCAACUCUAGGCACUGCUUCUUCUAAGUCUACAGCUGCAAAAAGCACAAAAGUAACUUCAACCAUGCAAACUACAAGGUCUGAACAUGGAGACACUUCGUCUCAAAAACCAGUAUCGCUAAAACCAACUAAAGCAGCCACAGCAUCUGGUGAAGUGACAACUACCAAAGUGCAAACUACUGCUUCUGGUGAAGCGACAUCUGCUUUUAGAACCUCUAAGCCAACAACUUCCAGAGUGACUGCAGCUUUUGGUAAAUCAACCACUGCUUCUUCCAGUGAAGAACUACACUCCUACACACCGUUAUCAUCAAAAACUACAAAGGUACAUACUGCAGCAAAUGAAUUUACAUCUACCGGGGCAACAACCCAUGGUAAAAUGAGUACCAUUAAACAAACAUCUGUUAAAUUCACCUCUGAAAAGUCAGCCACUAAACAUUCAAAUGAAAACACACCUAGCAGCUCAAGUUCUAUGGAAGAAUCUCACGAAUCCAAUGAAGAAACAUCAACUAGAGCAAGUAAGACAACUAGACCAACUCUAGGCACUGCUUCUUCUAAGUCUACAGCUGCAAAAAGCACAAAAGUAACUUCAACCAUGCAAACCACAGGGUCUGUACAUGGAGACACUUCAUCUCAAAAACCAGUAUCACUAAAACCAACUAAAGCAGCCACAGCAUCUGGUGAAGUGACAACUACCAAAGUGCAAACUACUGCUUCUGGUGAAGUGACAUCUGCUUUUAGAACCUCUAAGCCAACAACUUCCAGAGUGACUGCAGCUUUUGGUAAAUCAACCACUGCUUCUUCCAGUGAAGAACUGCACUCCUACACACCGUUAUCAUCAAAAACUACAAAGGUACAUACUGCAGAAAAUGAGUUUACAUCUACCGGGGCAACAACCCAUGGUAAAAUGAGUACCAUUAAACAAACAUCUGCUAAAUUCACCUCUGAAAAGUCAACCACUAAACAUUCAAAUGAAAACACACCUAGCAGCUCAAGUUCUGUGGAAGAAUCUCACGAAUCCAAUGAAGAAACAUCAACUAGAGCAAGUAAGACAACUAGACCAACUCUAGGCACUGCUUCUUCUAAGUCUACAGCUGCAAGAAGCACAAAAGUAACUUCAAUCACACCAACAUCAUCUCAGAAACCAAUGUCACUAAAAACUACUAAAGUAUCAACUGCAUCUGAUGAAGUAUCUUCUGCCAAAGUACCAUUUUCUAAAUUUAGCACAUUUUUCUAUAAAUCAACAUCUGAAUCAUCCCAAGAAGAUAAAACCACAACUUAUAUACCCUCAAAAACAUUUGCAGAAAUGUCAUCUACAGUUAGUAAGCUAAGCACAUCAAUUAAGCCCAUGUCAAUAAAAACUACUAAAGUGUCUACUCAUUCUGGAGAGGACACAGCAACAUCAAAGUCAUCCUCUGUAAGAUAUUCUACUGUUUCUCAGAAGUCAACCAGUAUAGCUUCUAGUGAAACAUUUAGUUCUAAACCACCCACAAAAAGCACCAAAAGUUCCACGUUCUCAACACAUGCCACAAGAGACAAUGAAAGUGUGAUUACUAAAACUUUGAAACCGAUCACAACAGCGCAACAAACUUUUUCUACGACCAAAUGUAUGUGCAACGUAAAUGGAGUUUUGGUUUUACCCGGCCACAUUUUUUAUAACACCUCUGAUAACGCUGGCUGGUGUUUCUAUGCUCGGUGCAAUGAGACUUGCCAAGUGGAAAGGUACAGUGAACAAUGUCAUAGAUCUACAAUAGCAACCACCAUAAGCAGUACCAAAACAGCAAAAACUGUCACUGCAAGCACGGUGACUGCAACUUCCACAAAGGCAAGCAACACAGAAUCAGCUAGAUGGAGCACAAAGACACCCCAGACAAAGACCUCUACAUCGGCUCCUAUUUCAGCCAGCACUUCCCCAUAUGAUUGCGGUGCACUAAAGCCACCUAGAAAGAUGAAUGAAACCUGGUCUAUUGACAAGUGCACCAAGGCGACCUGUGUUGGACAAAAUAACAUAGCUAUAAAGCAGAAGGAAUGUCCACCUGUUAACAAUGUGGUUUGUGCCAAUCGCUUACAAGCAAGAAAGAUAUAUGAUGAAAGUGGCUGCUGUUAUCAGAACGAGUGUGAAUGUGUCUGCGGUGGCUGGGGUACCUCCCAUUACAUAACAUUUGAUGGUACCUAUUAUUCCUUUAAUGGCAAGUGCACCUAUGUCCUCGUCCAACAAAUUACACCACGCUUUGACCACUUCCGAGUUUACAUAGACAACUUCUCCUGUGACCCAGAUGACCCAACGUGCAUUAAGACACUUCGUAUCAUGUACAAGAGUGAUAGUAUUGUCCUGACCUCCCAGGAGAUAAACAAUAGGCCAGAAAACAAGGUAUACUUAAAUGAAGAGAGAAUAUAUCCAGCCAUAAUGAGAAAUGGCAUAACAAUCACUUCAUCUGGCAUAUUUAUGAUAGUGGAGAUACCAGAGUUGGGAGCAUAUAUCUCCUUUAAUGUUCUCAGCUUCACUGUCAAGUUGCCGUUCAGCAAGUUUUCAAGCAACACUGAAGGACAUUGCGGCAAGUGUUCUAAUACUCGUACUGAUGACUGCAUCCUGCCCAACGGAAAAUUGGCUCCAUCUUGUGCCCAAAUGGCAGGAUAUUGGGGUGCUCCAGAUCAGGACAUGUCUACUUGCAACUCCAUUCCUACCAGUGCCCCCACCACAAUCAUCCAAUCUGCAUUCCCGUUUUCUUCCAAGUCAUCUGCCUAUUUCUCCACUCCAUUAUCCAGCUUACCACAAACAUUCUCAUCAAGUGCUCCAUCUACUGAAUUUCCCACUCAGACACCAAGGGCUCCAUCUACUGAACUUCUCAUUCAGUCAUCUACAUAUCCCUCAACCAUGUCCCAAACAGAACCAGAUGAGCCCUGCAACCCUCCUGACAUCUGCAAGAUUAUCAUCAGCAGUGUUUUCGAGAGGUGUCACAGUGUUGUGCCCCCUGAGCCAUUCUACCAAUCCUGUGUCAGGGACGGAUGCAUUAAGUCUGUAGGUGAAGUUCUCUGCUCCAACUUGCAGAGCUAUGCCAGCUUCUGCGCCAUGGAGGGAGCCUGCAUAGACUGGAGAAACAGUACCAAUGGAGCUUGUCCCAUGAACUGCACGACAGAUAAAGUAUACAAGGCAUGUGGACCUCGAGUUGAACCAACCUGUAAUUUCAAGUACAAUGAAAUGUUUGCUGAAAAGAAAGAGAAUGAAUUUGUAGAAGGAUGUUAUUGCCCUGAGGGUACCACCUUGUUCAACACUAUCUCAGGACAAUGCGUGUCCUCCUGUGGUUGUACUGGUCCUGAUGGAAUGCCCAAACAGCCUGGAGAGACAUGGGACAGUAACUGCCAGACUUGUAUAUGCGAUAACGUCACAAUGAGUGUGCAGUGUGCCGCAAAAUCUUGCCUUUCCCCCAACACCGCGUCCUGCGCCGAGGAGGGAUACAUGGCAGUAUCAGUAAUGGAUCCUGCCAACCCCUGUUGCCAAGUUACCGAAUGCAGAUGCAACGUCAGCUUGUGUUCCAGUUUAAAACCACUUUGUGAGCCUGGUUUUGAAGCCGUGCCAGUCAUGGCAGGAGGAAGCUGCUGCCCUACAUAUACAUGCGAGCCCAAAAAAGUGUGUGUGCAUAACAAUACAGAGUACCAGCCCGGGGUCAUCGUUCCUUCAUCCAACCUUUGUGAGAAAUGUGUGUGUGACAGCACCAUGGACCAUGAAUCAAGCCUCUACAACAUUUCCUGCACACCAAUUACAUGUGACAAGAAAUGUUCACAGGGGUACGUGUAUCAAUCGGUUCCAGGACAAUGCUGUGGGAAGUGUGUGCAAACACAAUGUGUCAUGGAUCUGCCCGAUAACUCCACUUAUGUGCUCCAGCCUGGGCAGAGCUGGUCACCUCCGGGAGAUAACUGUACUCAUUAUGAGUGUAUCAAGAAGAAGGACAAGCUGAUGCCUGUGGCAUCCAAGAUAUCCUGUCCAAGAAUUAACCUUGAUGACUGCAUCCCUGGAACAAUUCAAAAGGAUGCCACUGGGUGCUGUCAAACCUGUGUCCAAGAACCGAAAAAGUGUCAGGUGGCAAAGACAGAAAACAUCAUUCUUCAGAAUGGCUGCAAAUCCCUUACUCCGGUCUUGAUGUCAUACUGCAGAGGAAAUUGUGACAGUUCCUCCAUGUAUUCUGCAGAAGCACAGGCCAUGAAGCGCAAGUGUAAAUGUUGCCAGGAAACAAAAACUGAAAAGGUCACCAUUGACUUAAGUUGUCCCUCUGGUAAACUGAUGAAAUACACCUAUAUCAAUGUCCAGAGUUGUGCCUGUGUUAACACCCACUGUAAGGAAGACAAGAAAGCAGAUGAAAAGCAGAAUGGAAAUUCUCACUCUGAAGAGGAUUCUUCAGAAAACAGAAGCAAAGAGAUUCAAAAAGGUGUAAAAUUAGGAAAAGAGCCUAAAUCAGAAAAUAUGUCUUCAGAAGAACUUCAAAACUCCAAGAAGCCAGUGCCCAAGACCACAGAACAAUCUGCAAAGCCGAAAAAAUCUGAUGACAAAGAUAAAUCUGAAGAAACAUCUAGAUAA
Molecule: messenger RNA, 16311 nt
Organism: Spea bombifrons (plains spadefoot toad)
Lineage: Eukaryota; Metazoa; Chordata; Amphibia; Anura; Pelobatidae
Product: mucin-5AC-like
Exons: 48
Coding region: 1-16311 (5436 amino acids)
Cellular component (GO): extracellular matrix
Molecular function (GO): protein binding
Source: RefSeq, a predicted model, not a curated record